AUGGCAACAGCAAAAAGCAGAACACAAUGUUCUAUUUGUAAUAAACAAAAAAACACAUACAACUGUUACGGAUGUUCAAAAGAUUUUUGUUCUCAACAUUUAACAGAACAUCGACAACUUCUUGCCGAACAAUUAGAUGAAAUUAUCGAUGAUCAUGAUCAAUUUCAACAAACAAUUAUUCAACAGAAACAAAAUCCAAUAGAUUCUUCUCUAAUCGAACAAAUUAAUGAAUGGGAAAAAAAUUCAAUUACGAAAGUUCAACAGAUAGCGCAAGAAUGUCGAAACACACUGAUGAAAUGGACACAAAAGUCAAUCAAUGAUGUUGAAGAAAAGUUUAUUAAUUUAUCUGAAAAAUUAAAAGAAAUUCGUAAAGAAAAUGAAUUUAAUGAAAUUGAUUUAAAACAUUUUCAAUUAAAACUAACACAAAUUACACAAGAACUUUUUCAACCAGUGAAUAUUUCUAUUCAUCAUGAUCCACAAGAAAUCAUCAAGAAAAUUUCAAUUAUUUCAUUAUCUAAACGAGACAGAUUCAAACUCAACAAAUGGAACCAACGCGGAAUCGUCAUUGCGGGAAGUAAUCAACAAGGAGAUCAAUUAAAUCAACUCUCUGCUCCGGAAGGAAUCUUUAUUGAUAAUCACAACAAUAUUUGUAUUGCUGAUUGUGAUAAUCAUCGUAUUGUUGAAUGGAAAUAUCAUUCGAACAAAGGACAAAUCAUUGCUGGCAACAAUGGAAGAGGCAACAGAAAUGAUCAAUUAUCUUAUCCAAUAAAUGUAAUUGUUGAUAAAGAAAAUAAUUCGCUGAUUAUUUCUGAUUAUGAAAACAAACGAGUAAUACGAUUGUUUCGUCGAAAUCCAACAAAACAACAAAUUCUCAUUUCUCACAUUUAUUGUUGGGGUUUGGCAAUAGAUAAACAUGGAUUUAUUUAUGUUUCUGAUUGGAAGAAGAACGAAGUGAGAAGAUGGAAAGAAGGAGACGAACGGGGAACAAUUGUGGCAGGUGGAAAUGGAAGAGGAAAUGAUGUCAAUCAACUCAAUCGUCCUACUUAUAUCUUUGUCGAUAAACACGAUUCUCUUUAUAUAUCAGAUUCUUUGAAUAAUCGUGUAAUGAAAUGGAAAAAAAAUGCAAAAGAAGGAACUGUUGUUGCUGGCGGAAAUGGAAAAGGGGAUAGUCUGAAACAAUUAUCUUAUCCUUGCGGAGUAACUGUUGAUCAUCUAGGUCGAAUCUAUGUAGUAGAUAAUGAAAAUCACCGAGUGAUGUGCUGGUGUAAAGGAGACGCAGAAGGUAAAAUUAUCGUUGGUGGAAAUGGUGAAGGCAAAAAAUCAAACCAAUUAUCUUAUCCCACUGGUUUGUCAUUUGAUGAAGAAGAGAAUCUUUAUGUUGUUGAUUGGGGAAACAAUCGAGUUUUAAAGCAUGAGAAAAUCUGUUGA
Adineta steineri is the source of this 1428-nucleotide messenger RNA. The record is from the annotation of a GenBank genome assembly. Lineage: Eukaryota; Metazoa; Rotifera; Eurotatoria; Adinetida; Adinetidae.